AUGGCACAAGUUGCAAUUCACGAGGCCAAGAAAGCGUUACGACGUGAACUAAAGAAAAGAAUUGCCGGAAUGUCCGAUGAUGUCAAAUUGAAAGAGUCGGCAUCAAUCGUGAACAAGGUAAGUAUAAGGCCAUUUUACAGUUAUGGAUGGAAGCGAGGCUGAGGGUGACCUUGUUUUGAUACAAACCUUCCUGCUUUAUUAUUUAAAUCAAGUUAUUCUUAUACUAAGUAGUAUUUUUCAAGAACAAUUUCCAUAACAAAGCAGAGAAGGUUUGUAUCAAAACAAGGUCACCCUCAGCCUCACUUCUUUCCAUAACUGUAAAAUGGCCUAUAAUGUGUGGUUCCAGAAAAUAUCCAUACCCCCCCCUCCCCACGGAUGGUUCUUCCGAUUAGACCCCCCCACCCUCUCGGAAUUUGCGUUCCAGAGGGGUCAUGUAUAACCCCCCCAACCCCUAGGAAUUUCCUAUUUUCCUUUUCAUGGUCUUAAUUUGCCAUAUUUAGAGAUAAUCGACCGUGCACUGCUCAAAAUUAAUUGUUCUCAUCUUAAGACACCUUUUUUUUUAUAAUCUUUGACCUAUUUGUAAUCUUUUACAAGACAAUAUGUAUUUCUUACGUAGGUAGAGCGCGCUUCAUACACUAUGAGCGGUCUCUCUUCUUUAAUUAGUCCUUCCAGCGAAACGCGCGAGGCAGAACAGAGAUUAAUAAGUUUAUGUCAUCUCAAGAAAACAUUUAAAAGAUAACUUUAAAUACGAAUUAUUCAUUGAAAUAAAACUAUGUGAACAUUUUCAAAUUUCAAAACGAAUCUACCUACAGACAAAGUUAGACAAAGUUGAUGUCUGGUACUGUAAUUAAGUUUCACUGUACACGUCUUGUCUAAGACAGUUUCAUCUCAAAUGCAACAUUUACAGCAUAACUUCAAAGUUAACUAUUGAUUUAACAUUAAACUAUGUGAAGAAAUUCGAAUUUCAAAACGGAUCUACUAGAAAACUAACUUACAACAAAGUUUAUCGUUUGUUGGGCCUCGGGUCCUAAAGUCACCACGAAGUCGAUCUCUCGAUGUUUGUAAUUACGUUUAACUUUGAUUGAAUAAAUUACACUUGCAGUUAAACAAAUCUCAGGAAUUACAAAAAAACCUAUCUGGGUUAUAAAAGAACAAAAUAUGCAAACAUUCAUUUUGCGUCCCAUAUUUGCAUCGAUUCAUGUUCAGAAAUGAACAUCAGUGAAACAUGAUCUAUUUCGUUGCCUAGCACGUGAUCGAAAGUCGUCUCCACAAAGAAGGAACAGAUCGUUAUUAUUUUCGGGCAAAAGUUGAUUUGGCGAAAGGUCUGUUGGACAAACAGCUUGCCUUCAACGGUACUCUAUUAGAAGUCAAUAAUAAAAUACAGCAAAGGUCUCAUUUGGGUCGUCACGCAGCGCUUUGUCGCGACGAGCUCACUGAAUGUCGACAGAAAUUUGCAUAAAGUUGUUUACACAAAGCUCAAGAAAUAUAUCGCCGAGUUAGACGACGUUUCUCGAUUAGCGUAAGUUUUUGUCAGACUAUCUGCAGUCGAGUCCACAAUCUAGAUACAUGUUCGACAUAAAGAAAUUAUUAUUAAUCGAUGCGCCAGAAUUUAUUCCCGGAGAAGUAACCUGUUGAGAAUUGCGAUCGAUUUGCCCAAAGGACGAUAUUUAUUUAAAGACUUCGUCAAAGUCAAACGUUGGACGGACCGACCGUUAGCUGUUUAGAAUCAACCGUUAGAUCAUAAGAGCAAUCCGUUAGAGCGUUAGAACAAAUCGUUAGAGCGGAGAUGAUAGCGAACUCCCAGCAAAGAAGACGAUCGACGUUUGAGACAAACAUCUUGAAGUUUUUUUUCUCGAAAGGGCAUCUACUUCUAAUUUUUGUUGUGCUACAAAUCAAAAUAAUCCACUUAUACUUAAGUAUGUCUCGUAUGAUCGAUCGCGUCUUUUACAACCCUGUGGAAAAUUAUUCUCGUGGGCACCCCCUGUACCCCUCGGAAAUUUCUACCCUUUAGCCCCCCCACUCCCUAGGAAUUUCCAUGAACCAUCCGUGGGGGGGGUAUGGAUAUUUUCUGGAACCACACAAUUUAUUCAACAAGCUGCUAGCUACAAGGCUGCAUGAAAGGUGGAAACUGGUCGUUUCGAUCGUAGAUGUUUUGUUACAAGUUGUUUCGAUACAAACUCUGGCAGCGAAACUGCACAAAAGUAGGAGAAAGUUGGCCAGUUUCCUUUCGUAUUCAACCCAUCUUUAUAUCCCUCGCCACCAUUUCAUCUAGUCUCCUAUGCACCUAUCAUCCACCAUCCCCUUGAGGGACGCCGGGCAAAUACAGCUUUGUAUGGGGACUUAUAGGGGGAUUUGAAAGAACAUUUUACCCUCGAGGUGGGGGAAGUUUACCACAUCCUUGCCCCAAAAACUGGGAGCUUUGUCGAAAGAAAUUAGAUCGAUUUCAAGUUGUCUGAAAUCAAGGAUAUAUAGACUAAUUGUCCAGAAGAUCUCGGGCUUACCUCUCUCCUCAUGGUGAGGGGACUCACAAUGUGGCAGACCACAUAAUCUCAGGUAUUGCUGGUUUGUACAUUACGUCAUGACGGCCAUGUUGGUGGUCAAGAACAAGUGCAUUUCUCUCCCAUGGGAACUAAACUCCAUCUUCAUAUAAAUUCUUCGAGAAAAAUUCUGUUGUGUGGACCCCCAACAUGCCAUCUUGUCAUGUGGUUGCAAACCAAGAAUUGUUAUGUAAAAUGCUUCUUCUGAUUAGGUAAGCUGAGUCAUCAUGUUUACUGUGGUUUCAUGUUGUUCAAUAUGAUAUCCCUCUGGGAGGGGCAAGUUCUUAACUUUGAUUGCUCUGUGCCCCCAUCAAGGAGGGGGAGAUAAAGCUCUUUCACAGGAUCCUUUACAAAGUCCCCCCCUCCUCGGGGUCCCCCCAGGGGAUGGCCGAUGACAGGUGUGUCACAGUUUAUGUCGCUGUUUCAAGGCCAUGUCACUUGUCAGAAUUUGAACCUAACAGGGCCUCUAUAAUGGCAAGCAUUUUUGGAGCAAUGUAGGUUUCUGGGAAACUGCCCACCUACCCCUCCCCUAAAUUAUCAUUAACACUUACUUCUCACUUAGGGCAAAAUGAUAGCUUAGGGGAUGGGUAGGUGGGCAGUUUCCUAGAAACCUAAAUUGAUGCGUAUUUUUUUUGUUUGUCCCUUAUAUCUAGGGGCAGAUCUAGGGGGAGGGUGCAGGGGGUGCGCACCCCCUGCCCCCUGAGAUGACCUGCAGUGUUCUGAUACAACUGGUAUUCUGCAAAAAAAACUAUGUGGUUUAUUGGUGUUGAAGUAGAGCAAGAGACGAGUGCACCCCCUCCAAAAAAAAAUCCUGGAUCCACCCCUGAUAUCAUACCUGGUUUAACAAAGAAGUUAGAAGUUGUCAAAAGUGAAAAGAUUGAAAAGAUAUGGACCCGUCAAUAGACAGUUUCAUUAGAGUAGCUGUUAACUUUUUCUUUGGUCUAUAUAUCCUUGAAAUCAUAUCUUUUAUUUUUUUUUUCUUUAGUUACUUGGAAUGGAAGAGUACAAGUCAAGCAAGAGAAUUUCUGUUUAUCUUAGCAUGCCCUCUGAAGUGCAGACUGAGGGAAUUCUGAAGGUUAAUAAUAAUAUACAUCUCUACAGAAAUUUUUGGUUGAUAUUUCUACCUCCAGAACAGCACAUAUAUGACCACAGUACUGCCUUGGGUUUUUUCUUGGGUGAUUUUCAAUGUAGUUUUGAAAUUCACAGUAGGAAAUAACUACGGUAAUUAUUUUAAAUAUAGCAUAACUACCGUUAUUAUGGCUAAUGUUGGUCCUCUUUUCCCUGUUAAUUGCAGGAUAUUUUCAAGACAAAAAGGUAAAUGAAAUGAUGAGAAAUUUGUGAAGCAUUAAUGACAUUACAGACAACUUUCUUUAUUAUUUCAUUUGUUUGAUAUAUUUUCAGAGAUUGUUUCAUUCCCCGGUAUAUUGGUCCUAAUAUGGACAUGGUCAAACUUAAUUCCAUGGAGGAUACGAUGUCUCUACCAGUCACUGCCUGGAAUAUUAAACAACCAUCAGGUUAUAAGUAACUUCAAUUCCUUCUUUAAGGGGGGGUAAGGGGGUGUCGAGUUCACGAAAGACGAUUUUGCGCUUCACAAGUCAGGAAACAAAAAUUUAAUAGUGUUAUUGACCUUUGAUCUCGACCACGUGUUCAGGUGAUCUGGGCGCAGCUACAAAUUUCCUAGGGAAGCCAGCUGAAGGUGGCUCUGAGCGCACUGAAGUGUGAAGUUCAGGCCCGUAGAAGGGGGGGGGGCAGGGGGGGGGGGCUCGAGCCCCCCCAGAAAUUUUCAGACUUGAAUUAAAUUCUGCUACAAAAGUGAAAUUUUUCUACUAAAAUGGACAGCUUUCAAUGGAAGCUAAAGUUUCAAAGUAUUGUCGAUCAUAGUAAGAUUACGUACUCUUGUUCUUCUCUGCCAAAAACAACCAACAGCUUUAACAUAUCUGCUUAUUAAGCAUCAAAAUAGUCAGAAGCAAAAUGGAUCGAAAUGCACCAAUGACAAUCCCUGAACUUGACCUCUUGAACUUUAUUGGUUUCCUAAGAGGUCUGCCAGCAUAAAAUAUACUACUGUACUAGAGGAAAACUUAGGUUUUUGUGCGUUUACAGACAAGAACAAAAGGUAUUGUGGACAUUAAUGUAGUGAUCUGACAUGUACCAAGAAGUAUGCUUUAACCGAGAGACCGAAGUGGGGGUGGGGGUGGGGGGGGAGUUAAUGUGGGCCACUCGCUCAGCCCCCAGUCAUUUUAUGCUUGCUACGGGCCUGAAGUUACAUCAAAGGCCACCAGAUGAUAGUUAAGGUUGUUUGGCCAAAAUAAUGAUUUAUUUUCCUCAAUUGAUCCUUAGUGUACAUGUACACAAUCAAGGAUUUUGGCAGUUCACGUUUCACAGAGUGCACUUCAGUCACGAUUCACAGAGUAGUUUUUCACCAAAGAUGGUUGAUCACAGCGUCACGUCUCAAGAGUGACCAACAUCAAUUUUGUCUUAACAAUAUCAGUGCAAAAAAGACAAAAGAUUAUGAGAAUUAAUGGAAUGAUCACCUACGGGAAAAGGUUUUGAUGUCAUUAAAUUCUCUCAACCAAAUCUGCAAGGAAAUCUGUUUGAAAAGUUUGAAAUGCCUUGUUAUGUAUUUGUAAAGAAUUUCAGUACUUUGGCCACUGGUUAAAAUCCAACUAAGCUCUUAAGGCCCAAAUUGAACAUCAGGCAACACUUUAGAGAACAUCUAUGAACUUUUCCAAGUUUAAAGAUUUGUCAUGGCUAAGAACAGUUUAAGUGAAAUACAUAGAGGAUAUUACAUGGCCGUGCAGGGAUAUGAAUUUUAUCUUCUAGUGCUGAAAGUAUCUCUCAUGAGGAAGUGAAGCGAACGAGUGAGAGAUACUUUCAGCAAGAAAAGAUAAAACUCUUAUCCCCAAGCGGCCAUGUAAUGUUCUGUUUAUUUUACAGAUUCUGAUGAAAUUCCUACAAAAAACACAACUUUUUGAAACUCUUGUAAUUCUUGUAAUUGGCUAAUCAUCUUAGUAACCAUGGUGACACCAAUAUCCUCACACAUGAAAGAUAAAAAUAGUAUCUUCACUGCACGCGAUGAAGAUAUGAUUUUUUAGUAAAAGGAAAAAUCCUGGUAUUUCAUCAGUAUCUAUAUAAUAAAGUGGGUUUCUUCUUCAGAACAGGAUGAAAGAGAAGAAGCAAUAUCAACUGGGGGGCUUGAUCUAAUUAUCGUUCCUGGACUUGGAUUCACAAAGGUUAGUUAUUAACUUUUGCCAAGGCUCUAAACAUAGUAAGCACUGUUCUUUUAUCAAAAUGUAUGCCAGCCUCCUUGUGACACAAAGAGGCCUCCUCAGAGGAAAGAAGAGUGGUACAUUCCCAAAAUAUGCUUACUAGGAGCUGGCAGUGCAUCUUCCUUCGUGCUUCCUGGUUUGCGCACAUGGCCACUCUCUCUUCCUCUAGCAUGUUUGGCCUGACAGAAUCUCAUCCCAGAGCCUGCUUUCCAUUCGUUUGUUUAUGAAUUUUAUAUUUUAAUACUAGUUCAGCCAGUUGUGCAAUACUGGGCAUUUUAGACCACCUUUUGCUCAGCAAAAACACCACGACCUGGGGCCCAUUUCUCGAAAGUGCUGGUAUUUUUUCGGGCCUAAAUCAAACGUUCAACGUUUCCUUUUUUGUUACCUGAUAGUAGUACAGUAGGCACCGAAUUAUCCAUUUUUUGGGCAGGAAUCUCAUUAACUUGCACAGGAAAAAAGAAAUAAAAAGAGAAUGAAAAGAGAAAGAAAUAAAUUGUGGAGGAGCAGGAGGGGAUGGGUAAGUAAAACAAUGUCUUUCGUUCUAAAACAAGCUAGUUUGCCGUUGCUCUCAUUAAUAUAAAUAAUUUGGGCGCCAAGAAUCAUUGAACCGGAACUAGGACAAUGACAGCAGAAGGAAAUAGAACUUGCAUAAUCAUGUUAAGACUCAGUGAUUUUAAGUCACAGGCAAGUUUGAGUUUAUUCCUCAGACACUAUGAAUGAAUCAAUGAAAACGUUUCAUAUUUUCUAAUCAACCAAUGGAAAACCAAGACAUUUACAAAACCAGUCAAGGAUGGUGGGUCUUUUGUUUCUAUUGCAUUGGAAAUACAAAAAAGAGAAGAUGAUGAGAUUUCUGCGUGUAUUUUUAUUAUUCAUGAGACAAAGACAAAAGGCUAUGAUGUCAUCGGCAUUAAUGUAUUCCUACGCAAGUUAAUGAGAUUCUUGCGCAAAAAACAGAUAAUUUGGUGCCUACUAUACUACUACUGAUAUAUUUUUUUUUAUAUUAUCUCAUUUUCUGUAAAACUAUUGCUAAGAAAAAAGAGAGGCAGCCCACCCACACCACUCCUUAUACACUGACGCGAAGUUCGUAUUGAUUUCUAUGCCCUUCCCAAUAAAAAACUCAUGAUCUACCCUUCUUAUGUGGUUAAUAAGCUAGGCAAAUGGGUGGUUACUAGAAAUUUAGAUGAGUCACUAAUUGAGGUGAACCUUGCCCAUCAUUUAUAAAGUAAAUUUGCAUCGCGAGUAGCUGCUUAUGGAAGGUGUGGUUUCGUUGGCUUGUGUAAACAGUAAUUAAGAGUUUUGUAUAUAUUGGGCUAUUGCAUUUUUAAAACACCUGCACCCCCCUUCCUGGUUGAGGACCCAUGGAAUUCUUCAUUGGUAAGUUAUAAAACUUGAGGAUUUCUUUAGGGGCAGUGCAUAUGGAUUCUUGGAGUAGAAGCUUUAAUUUUUAACAAAAUCUUCAGGAGUGAAGUCAAAUAAACUUUUCACCAUAUUCUUCAGGGCUAAACCCAUAUUUUUCGGGGCGUAGACCCAUAUUUUAUGGAAGUCUUGCGGGGUGAGUGCAGUUUUAUGAAAUUCUUCAAUGUUGAGAAGAAAAGGUAGGUCCUUAACCGGAAGGAGGUAUGGAUAUUAAAUGCAAUAUAACCCGUUAAUGCUUUUACAAGUGAUAAGAGAAUUCACAUAGAACUUAUUCGCUUUUUUUCCUAUUGAAGGGAGGCCUACGUCUUGGUCGAGGAAAGGUAUGUACUGACCCUAAGUUAGAACAAAUUGAACUCUGUACUUGUGAAAAAGGUUAACUUUGUCAUGUAAUGGAGAGGAUGCAAGAUUCCACGUCUAAAGGAGGGCAAAUACAAAACAAGAUCGACCUAAUGGAGAUCUUGUGAGCCCGCGUGACUGAGCAACCCCAACAAACUCUUGUUUUCACUAAAACUUCUGGACACAAUACCUCCCCUGGGUCGAUGUUACACUGUCACAACCCUAAAGGAGAGAGCUAUGGCGAAAAGCACAUACUAUAUUCAGCCUUGUUACUAGGCCAGUUCGCCAUAUGUAAGGAGGGGGCUUGGAACCAAGUGUGCUAGAGGAAUAGGCCAGCUGUCAUUUCCAGUUAUUUUAUGACUCUCAUUUACUUCGUUUCUCUCCAGUGGAAUUAGAGUUUUUGAAACAAAGGUCAUUUCCGAGAUCCAAAAAUUCUUGCUUUCAAGACAAGGCGAAGGGCAGAACCUUUCUUGUGGAAAUGAAUUUCAUUUUCAUUUUGCAUGAGAACUAAAAAUCAUAUUUAUAUCAAUGGCUUUGCUCUUAGCCUCGUUUUGAAACAGAAGCUGGGGCAACUAGAUGAAGACAGGUUACGCCACAUCCGAAGUUAUCUUAGCUUGCUUAGCAAUCGUUUCCGCGCGAAAUGCUUGCUACGCGAGCUAAACCCGCCAAGGAUACCUGUGAACGAGGCUGAAGGAUUGCGAAUUCAUCGUCUUCGUAUUUUGUUCACUACUAGUGGUCAACAUUCAGUUACAACUAAAAUUUUACAGAUGAGAGUCUAAUGGCGUGUCUUGUUUCAUAACAUUUCAUUGUUGGCAUUUGCAGGGAUAUUACGACACUUAUAUUAUGAAGUGCAUCGAAAAGUGUGAAAAGAAGCCUCUUUUAAUUGGUAUGUAGUAUCGUAAUAUUUUUAGCAGUUUGUGUUCUACUCUCUGCAUCGACGUCAGCCAUGACGUCAAUGAUGAAAUAAUUCCAAAAUUAUCUUUAGCUGACGUCCCAUAAGAAAGCAACGUGGCAACUCAGCCGUUUUGGCCAGGCUGAACCCAAUAAAGAAGUUAAAGCGUUUACAGCUAUGCAAAGAAGAAAAAGCCAAAUUACUGACUAAAGAAGAUCGCAGGAAUACACAAAAAUACAGCUCGGUAGAUUUCAUAAGUCCUUAUUGAGGAAUAUCUGCAGGAAAUAAACAUUUGUUUAUAUCAGGCUGAAAGUGCCGAGAAAGAGGUUUUGAAGGAAGUCUACGUUGAGGUAAGAAUGUUUUGAACCUGGAAAUAUUUUCAGGAAUAAUAAAUUAUUGAAUUCUGCCGUUGUACGAAAUGAAGAAUUCUGCAGAUUUCGGAGGGUGUUAUCAGGCCUCGGUGGAUAACACCUUCCGAGAUCUGCAUAAGUUCUCAUAUUGUGCAAAAUAGACUUGCUUCAAGUCGACUUCUCUUAAGUUCUCGAUCGAGAGCAGUCUUUCUAAUGAAGUCGCGCAGUGACCAAGCGAGCAAGUCGCGAGAUUGCCCAACCAACCAGGAAAAAAAUAAAAGAUUUCCAGAAAGUCUUCAUACGAAAGCAUUGCUUACUAGCUUCCGCAACACAAAGAAAAAACGUUAGAAAAGUAUGUUCGCCUUGCACUUCAUUCAAAUUGAAGAACGUUUGUGGAAUAGGCUGUGUUUUCUGUAUAUUGUCUUUUUUUCAGGGUUUCUGGAUUUAGGGGCCACUGCAUUUGAGUGACCUAUGGCUUUCUUGAAAUAGCCCUAGCUCAAUAAAUACAUUAGUAUAUUGAGCGUCAGGUCCACUACCGGUGCCGUGUGAAUGUAGCAUUAAACAGUAUUUUAGGGAAGAUAGUCUCUUUCAACAGACUAUCAUUAUUAAAAUGAUUGCAUUCAUCUUGGCUAACUUCCAGGCUAACUACUUAGGAUAUUGAUACUACGACCUCUAACCCUUACGAGUGACCUGGAGGGCGAGGGGGGGUUAAUCCUCUUAUUCUUGGUGGGGGUGUGCCGCCCUGUUCUCCAAAUCCUGACCCUAUUUGAGACCAAAAAAUGUCAUUUUCCACACCCGUUUUAAGACCUGGCCUCUAAAAUCCAUACCCGUUUUCAUACCUGGUCUCUAAGAUAUAAUGUCAUUUCUCCUUAACUUAUCACUACCUAAUCAAACGCAAAGGUCAUUUACUAAGAAAGGUUCUAAUUGUUAAACUAAUUCACGUUAUCAGUACAAUAGGAAAUAUUUGGAAAACAGUGCAGAGAAUCUGAAUGUUGAUAUUAAAAGUUUAAGACAUGCGUUAUUGACCAAGCGUGAGGCCAAGAUGGCCGGAUAUUGGCCAAUUAUAUUUUUUGCGUUUUUAUUGACCGAGACGAAGUGAAGGUUAAACUAGAAACGCAAAAAGGAAGGAGGCCAAUAUCCAGACAUGUUGACUGAACAAGCUUGGUCCAUAAAGGAUUUAUGUCCAGGCCAAAAAGAUAAUUUUUUUCUUCGGGACCAAAGAGGUAAUCCCGAGUGGGCGAGAUGGGCUCAUCUUGCGCGCUCGGGUAGCAAAUCAGAAUACAGAUUUCACUUCAUUUUUUCCCGCGGAUUCAGCCAUAUAAUAAUGUAGAAUUCUACAUGAUAGCUCAAGAUCACUCAGUUGUUCUAUUUUUUGCAGGUUUGGCGUUUAGUUCUCAACUCUGCAAUGAGCUUCCCGUCACAGAACGAGACAUGAAGUUAGAUCACGUGAUCUCAUUUGAGCCCGAUUAGGAUAUGUCAGACUGUAAUUAACCUGAAAUAGAC
Molecule: messenger RNA, 10300 nt
Organism: Porites lobata
Lineage: Eukaryota; Metazoa; Cnidaria; Anthozoa; Scleractinia; Poritidae
Source: the annotation of a GenBank genome assembly